AUCACUGUAGGCAUCGUCCACAAAUUACGUCACGUCCCUCUGUCCCUCCGCACUCACUGACAGUCCACGAGGAGCGACAAGGACAGAACUAUGAGAAACGUCACGUAAUAAAUGGACGAUCCCUUAUCUGUGUCGAUUAUCGAUGACCUGCCGCAGUGCGACGCAGUGCGCAGGCAGGUAGUGUUGACACCGGAACAGCCGGUUCGCUACACUGCAAGAGUUGUCUCGGCGAGCCGCGCAUCCGCGUAAGGCGGCCUGGUUCCGAAGGGUGGUCUCGCCGCUGUCUCUCUCGCACUCGUGGGGCGUCCCGUGGGGGUCACGAGAGAGACAGAGCCGACGCGACUCUUUGGACUGGGAAGGCCUGACCAGAGCUUCCCUCCAGUGUGGCUGCGGCUGUGUGGCGGCCAUGGCGCCCGUCUUCGAGAAGGUGUGGGAGGCCGCGGGGCCGGUGCGGGGCUGCGAGUCGCCGCACUGGGACGCCGAGGCGCAGUGCCUGUACUUCGUGGACCUGGUGGGCUGCAAGGUGGUCAAGUACCACCCGGCCUCCAAGCGGACCACCAGCGCCUCGUUCGGCAAGGCGAUGGUGAACUUCGCGAUCCCCGUGGCGGGCCGCGGCGACGCGUUCGUGGCGGGUCGCCACAGGAGCGUGGUGCUGUUCGAGUGGGACGGCGUGAGCAGCCAGCCGCGCCUCGUGCAGACGCUGGACGAAGUGCAGGCCGACGCGGAAGGCAAGGACCUGCACCUCAACGACGGCAAGGCGGACUACCGGGGCAGGCUGUGGUCGGGCACCAUGUGCGGGCUGGACCCCGGGCUGAGCGGCGGCGUGCUGUUCAACAUGGACGAGGACGGCAAGGCGCGGGUGCGGCGCACCGGCGUCACCAUGUCCAACGGCCUGGACUUCACCCCGGACGGCCGCACCGCCUUCCACGUGGACUCCUUCAAGAGGGUCGUCAACGUGUUGGACGUGGACCCCGACACGGGCGACGUCUUGGACUACCGGCCGCUGCUCUCCUUCGACGCGGUGCGCGUGCCGGGGCUGCCGGACCGCAUGCCGCCCGGCCUGGAGGGGCCCAAGUGGACGGUGCCCGACGGCGUGGCGCUGGACGCGGAGGGCAAGCUGUGGGUGGCGGUCUUCAACGGCGGCAUGCUCGUGCGCGUCGACCCGGACACCGGCGCCGUCAUGUCCACCCUGGCCGUGCCCGCCAAGCAGGUGACGUCGCUGGCGUUCGGCGGCGCCGACCUGGACGAGCUCUACGUCACGUCGGGGCGCUUCUUCAUGGCCGACGCCGACCUCGCCAAGCACCCCGACAGCGGCGCCGUGUUCAGGGUGACCGGCCUCGGCGUCAAGGGCCGCCCCGGCAGGCCCGUCAGGCUGUGAUGCCCGCCGCCUCCAUUUUCGAGAACAAUAAAGUGUGGGUGUGUGCGGGUGCGGGGACGACAGACUCA
This is a messenger RNA of Thrips palmi, 1446 nucleotides long. Its product is annotated as regucalcin-like. The record is from RefSeq and is a predicted model, not a curated record. Lineage: Eukaryota; Metazoa; Arthropoda; Insecta; Thysanoptera; Thripidae. Gene Ontology annotation, biological process: L-ascorbic acid biosynthetic process. Gene Ontology annotation, molecular function: gluconolactonase activity; enzyme regulator activity; calcium ion binding. The transcript has 4 exons. Bases 407 to 1378 code for a protein of 323 amino acids.